Aspergillus wentii DTO 134E9 is the source of this 857-nucleotide messenger RNA. RefSeq names its product ankyrin repeat domain-containing protein. Bases 378 to 716 code for a protein of 112 amino acids. The record is from RefSeq and is a predicted model, not a curated record. The transcript has a single exon. Lineage: Eukaryota; Fungi; Ascomycota; Eurotiomycetes; Eurotiales; Aspergillaceae. Gene Ontology annotation, molecular function: protein binding.
CGCGGCCGGGUAUCUUCGCGCCAGUUUCGAGGGGAUCCAACUCGCUCUGGUGGUCGGCAUAUGUGGAGGAGCUCCGUUUGGGAAGGAGCGAAAGGAGGAAGUCGCACCGACCCUGAACAGCAGAAUUCUUUUGGAGAAACGCCAAUGUUAUGGGCUGCGCAGUAUGGGGACGAGGAGGCAGUGAGGAUGAUGCUUGAAAAAGGCGCGCACCCUAAUGUGGAGACAAUUUCGGGACAGAUGGGAAUGCUGCUGGUGACACAACAUGGACGGGAAGGAGUGGUGAAAGUUGUUCUUAAGAGGGCAUUGAUCCAAACUCCAAGGAUCCCUCUGGCCAGACACUCAUUUUGACGGCUGCACAAAAUGGACAUGACAGGGUUAUGAAGGUUCUUCUUGAACAAGGCGUUGAUCCAAAUUUCACAGGUCGCUCUGAAACACCGAUUCAUGGGCUGCAAAAAGGACAUCAGGGGGUAGGUAGAGCGACGGUUGAGAAUGGUGUUGACGUUAAGUCCAAAGACGGUCCCUUGGGCCAGACACCACUAUCGAUUGCUGCAGGGAGGGGUCAUGAGGCUGUAGUAGAGCUGCUACUUGAGUGCGGUGCUGACUCUGAGUCUCGGGGUGUUUACGAACAGACACCACUACUAUGGGCUGCAUGGAAGGGGCAUAGUAUGGUAGUGAAGCUCCUUGGAAAAUGCGUUGAUCCAGACCCCAAAAGCUGACUUGGCCAAACACCACUAUCAUGGACGUUGGAGAAUAGACAUCUCAAGGUUGAACUACUGCUGCUCAAGGCAGGUGCUAAGCCGUUAUUAAAGCCUGAUGAGAGAUACUGGCAGAGUUCAGUUCUAAAAGAAAGAAUUAAC